ACUAUAAAACAAUAUAGCCUUAAUCUAUACAUAUAUAACUCAUCCUUAUGGUCCAUUUCAUCUUAGACCUAGUUACACUUACCAAACUUGAUGGCUGCAGUUUCUUCAAUAUCUCCAUCGCCAGCGGUGGCUCCUCAACCGUCACCAUGGCACUCGCCGAUACCAUACCUCUUCGGCGGCCUUGCAGCCAUGAUGGGUCUCGUAUGUUUUGCUCUCAUGGUUCUUGCAUGCUCCUACUGGAAGCUCUCCGGCUACUUGGAUCAUAACGAAGGGGACGUCGAGUCCGGAAGCGUAAACGCUGAUGGUAACUUACCUUCUGAAAAUCACAAUAAUAAUAAUAACCGGCUGGAGUUGUGUGAUAUACAAGAAAAGUGUUUGGUAAUUAUGGCUGGAGAAAAUAAACCUACGUUUUUGGCUACACCAAGUUCGAGUAGAACGACGUCGUUCGGUAGUAGCAGCUGGCGGAGCAGUCUAACGGGGUUGACGGAAAGUGGUUCGUCUUCGUCUGAGGUAGAAAAUGGUGGAAGGGAUGAAAACAUGACGGUUUGAUAUAAUUAAUAAACUGUGUCGUGAUGUAUGCUCCUAAGUCCAAAAUUAGCAAAGCUUUUUUGAUAAUGUAAUAUCCAUCUUUUAACAUAUUUUGUUUAUUUGUUUUUACA
Molecule: messenger RNA, 659 nt
Organism: Helianthus annuus (common sunflower)
Lineage: Eukaryota; Viridiplantae; Streptophyta; Magnoliopsida; Asterales; Asteraceae
Product: protein GLUTAMINE DUMPER 2
Exons: 1
Coding region: 91-549 (152 amino acids)
Biological process (GO): regulation of amino acid export
Source: RefSeq, a predicted model, not a curated record